CCGAACACAGCAGUCAGCUAGGCUAGCGAAAGAGGUUGAACCGCAUGAGGGUACGAGUCAAACAGGAGGGUAUAUUUAUUUUGUCUUAAUGUUUGUUCACUCAGCCAGAUCUUAAUCUGUUCCAGCCAAAGCUAGUUCUAUUUGAGAUUGACACUUUGAACUUCUUGAAGAACGGAGAAACGUUUAAAGAGAGUGUAAGAUCUGGUCUGUUGUGCAUGGCACUCUGUGUGGCAUCACCAUGAGUGGGGAGCCAGACGCGUUGGCUGUGGUCAACCAACUACGGGACCUGGCAGCUGACCCCCUGAACAGGCGUGCGAUUGUAGAGGACCAUGGAUGCCUUCCGGGUCUUAUUCUGUUUAUGGACCACCCCAAUCCACAAGUGGUCUACUCGGCGUUAUUAGCGGUGCGCUAUCUGGCAGAAUGUCGGGCCAAUCGAGAGAAGAUGAAGGCGGGGCUGGGCAUGAUGCUGAGUCUGCAGAACGUCAUGCAGAAAGGCACGACGCCAGGGGAGACCAAGCUUCUGGCGUCCGAGAUCUACGAGAUCCUCCAGAACUCCAGCAACCCGGAGGCCGAGCAGGCCGAGGCCGCAGCCUCCUGCCGACGCAAGGCCCAGUUCUUCCUCGGCUCCACCAACAAGCGGGCCAAAACCGUCGUGCUGCAUAUCGAUGGUCUGGACGACUCGGCCCGGCGUAGCCUGUGUGAGGAAGCUCUGUUGAAAAUCAAAGGGGUGAUCAGCUUCACCUUCCAGAUGGCUGUCAAGAGAUGCGUGGUGCGGAUCCGCUCUGACCUGAAGGCUGAGGCCCUCGGAACAGCCAUAAGUUCAACCAAAGUGAUGAAGGCCCACCAGGUAGUGAAGGGAGAGGACGGAGCUGAGAGGAUGGUUCCGCUGGAGGAGGAUUCGGAUGUGGUGGUGGAGCAGAACCUGGACCUGCCGGACUAUCUGCCCGAGGACGAGAGCCCAUCACAGGAGCCGCACAAGGCCGUGUCUCGCCUUGGCUCCAUGCAGGACGGUGCAGGCUGGCUCAGCACGGCCGCCAACUUCCUGUCACGCUCCUUCUACUGGUGACCUGCGCUUUAAACACCCCCAACUCAGCCCACACCCCUUCCUCCCUGUCCCCCUUCCCCCUCUCAUCCCCACCCCUCCUGUCCCAUCCUCACCUCUCCUCACCUUUUGCCCUGCACACCCACACCUGCCCUCCAGGGGGUGCCGGACUGCCAAGUGCAAUUUUAUUUUUGCAAUAACCACAACUGUGUAUAAAACAGUUACAAACAACAGCAACAGCAACAGCAGCAGCAGCAGAGAGCGUCUGCUCCCAGUGACCCUCCAGAUGAUGACCUCACUAGCUCUGCACACUUAGUCAACUCACCACUGAAGCCAUAAAGGGGACGGAUACCACGCUCACAAUAGGCUUCUCACCUUAACCCUCUGACAUCACUUCCUGUUUUUGUUCUUUAAUUUUUAAGUCAUUUUUCAACGGUUUUAAACCCCCCACCCCCCUGCACUCUCCCUUUUGAUGGGUCCAUCCUGCCCACACCUAAUGCAUGGUUGCCCAUGGCAUUUGCGAGUGUGUUCUAGUAGUUGGACUGACCGCAUGUCUGCAGGUCUGCUCUGGCAUGGACAGGUGACGGUGGAAAUAUGCCACCCUUUUUUUUUCUCAAGUGCUCUAAUUUUUUCUUCUACCCUCGGAUCUUUUACUGUCUAUCUUAAACUUCCCUCUUCUUUUCUAGGGAUUAUUUGAUAAUGAAUAUUACUUUCCCCCUGCCGUUUAGGCCUCUUCAAAGCAUGCUGUAAUUUUUUAUGCCUUUUUUUUCCUUUGUUUGCCAUUGUUCUUCACAAUGUUUAUCCUUUCAUGCGUGUGUGAGCUUUUUUUUUUCUCUCUUUUAUGCUACUCCUGCUUGUCCUUAUAUUUAUAUCUUGUUUUAAGAUUUUUCUCUUUUUUUUUCACUGACAUUUUUUGAAAUCUUCUGGGGAAAAAAGUAAGCAAACAAACAAAUAUACAUAAUCUUUGGUUAUCAUUUGUUCCCUUUGAAUUCACGGGAUCCACUCUUCCUUGUUUGUGAGCCUCUUAAUCUUAGCAGGUCUCCUUCCUUAUUGGAAGUUUUGUAGACACCAGCAGAGGCGACGACUUGGGUUGUUGUGGAGCAGACAUUAAAUACCUCGCUUGCUUCACUCCGAAAAGGGAAAUGGGGACAACCUAAGCUACUCUGCGACACUUCUUCUACUGUAAUGCCGUGUGCCAAGCAUUGUAGUAUACGCAAAACCUGUAGAUGUGUAAAUAUAUAUAUAAAUAGCCUCGACACUACUUAACCAAAUGGGCUAGUCACUGCUAUGAUUGCCUAACCCCCUGUAGUUAUGAUGAUAAAAACACUAACAACUUCAGAUUUUCACCUUUUGGCUGUUCACCCCACAAAGAAAAGUAAAAAAGAAACAGGUCCACGUUCAGAGCCUUUCAGCAGCAUUGCUACUGUCGCUUGCAUUGCCACUACCGGCUCUUUCUGGUGCCUGCUCCACUACAUGCACACCUCGGCUGGACAGUCCCGCCCCCAACCUUUUUUUCUAUUGGCUCAUUCCCGACCAACCGUGUCCAUAUUGGUUUUUGCCCAUUGAGUGACCGCACAUGCAUAUCUGAGCUGCUUUUUCACAAGUGCAGAAAACAAACAAAAAUCAGGGGUUCACAUACUUUCCGUGUUCAUAUAAAGGUUGUAGAUCGAGGAAAACUGUCACUCACUCAUCUCUAAUCAUUAGACUUCCUUCUUUGACACGGUCACGAGACCAUUUCUAUCAAAUGUUUGCCACUCUCCCACAAUUCACCCUAGAGAUUGCUUUGGUAACUAGAAUGGCUAACACACUGUUCACCCACUCUACCACCAAAGGAGUUUGAAGCUAAAAGAGGAUUUCAAGACAAACUGACAUAGAAGUGAUAAUGAAGAUUUGCCUUGCCUUUUUUCACACCUCUUUUUCUCUUUUCUAUGUUUCUUUUUUAAAGAGAGAGAAUGGGAAUUAAGUACAUUUUAAUAUAAGGAAGACCAACCUAGUUCCAUGAAGUCGUGAGUGAUCCUAGUUGAGAUGCCACGUUAUGUUGACUGAUAUGGAUUAUUUGACAGAGGUAAUUUUUGCACGUCACCAUCCUUCCAAAAUGUUGCCUACGAUCAACAACAUGUAAUCCUUCAGUAUUAUAUUUAACUAGAGGAUUCAAGUUCACUUCAUAAGUUAAAUAAUGUACAGUAGAUUUUUUUUUUUUUGUUACACCUCUUGUACUGUUGUCAUCCUUACUUGAACAUUUCCUCUUGAUUUGAUUUUUUUCUUUUCUUUGCUUUUUGAUUAACAUUCAAUUUUCAUUGUUCAGUAGGAAGGCAGAACAAGAAAGGGUAGCAAAACCUCCAUAGUUAACUAGCUUCUCGUGUACAGUGUAUAUCUGCUAUGUGAAGUAUUUCAGGUCACAAACAACUGUUGCCUGUUCACAAUAAUGACAAGUUAUUAAAAUAAAGCUAAAUGGAAAGAAA
Molecule: messenger RNA, 3504 nt
Organism: Alosa alosa (allis shad)
Lineage: Eukaryota; Metazoa; Chordata; Actinopteri; Clupeiformes; Clupeidae
Gene: armc1
Product: armadillo repeat containing 1
Exons: 7
Coding region: 239-1066 (275 amino acids)
Molecular function (GO): metal ion binding
Source: RefSeq, a predicted model, not a curated record